UCUAAAAAUCAGAAAGAGACAAGUUUGGUUGAGUUAAUGAUAAUAUAAAUAAAGAACAAGGUAGAGUAGAUAGAAAAGAGAUAGAGAGAAAGAAAAAAAACGAAAAUGGAUGUGAAGAAAAUAGUAGUGGUGGUAGAAGAUGUAGAUGCAGCAAGAACAGCCCUAAAAUGGGCUCUAAUAAACAUCAUUAGAUAUGGUGAUAUAAUCACACUUCUUCAUGUUUACAAUUCUUCUAACACAAGAUCAAGAAGAAGAAGUAGAAGUAGAAGCAAAGCUCGUCUUCUUCGCCUCGACGGUUUUCGAUUAGCACUUUCAUUUCAAGACAUUUGCAACGAUUAUCCCAAUACAAAGGUUGAGAUUAUUGUGACAGAAGGGGAGAAUGAAGGAACAAAGAUUGCAGCUACUGUGAGAGAAAUUGGUGCUUCUAUGCUUGUUGUUGGACUCCAUGAUCAUAGUUUUCUUUACAAAUUAGCAAUGGCCCAUUCUCAGAAUAGUAUAUCAAGCAAUUUCAACUGCAGAGUACUUGCAAUUAAACAACCUACUCAUCAUGGUGACCAACUAAGUCCCAUGAUAGAUAGUUCAACCAACUUGGACUUUUCUCAUAUUGACAUUUCUACAUUACAAGUUCCUCAUAGUCCAUCACAAAAAAUUCCAUACAGAAUCUGUCCAAACCCAUCUGCAAUUAUUUGGAGAUCAAGAAGAACAAGGAGAAGCUGAUCAAAGGACACAAUAUCUCACUUCAGCAUUUUCUUUUUCUUCUCAAUAAUCACACAUACAAUGUAUACAAUACAAAAGAAAAAUGCAAUAACAUAGUAGUAUAAUUUUAAUUUCUUCAUUUUCUGAUUGUGUAAAGGAUUUGUUACAACAUUUUACAAAAUCCAUUCAUUGUUGUCACUUGUCAAAAAUUAUUAUACGAAUCUUGCACAGCGUAGAUAACGCCGAAGAUGCUAUGACAUGUUUCACUGA
Molecule: messenger RNA, 966 nt
Organism: Medicago truncatula (barrel medic)
Lineage: Eukaryota; Viridiplantae; Streptophyta; Magnoliopsida; Fabales; Fabaceae
Exons: 4
Coding region: 106-717 (203 amino acids)
Source: RefSeq, a predicted model, not a curated record